AAUUAGGAUAGAUUUUUAUUUUGGAUUCAGUAAUUUUUUUUUUUAUAAUAAUUUCUAUUAUUUUCUAAUAAAUAGAUUCACAUUGAUAAAACCCUAGAAUAAAUUGUGAGCGACCGACAAUCAUGUGGGCUGUGCACCCCAAUCCACCUGCGCCAUCCUUUCCUCUCAUUCCCAGACCCACCAAAGGAUUCGUUUCCCUUGCGCUCUCCGCCACUUCUCAGCACUCUCGCCACCGCUCUUCCCCUAAUCGAAAGAAGCAGCAGCAGCAGCAUCGACGAAUACAAAAGCACGAGGGAGAAAAUGAAAAACAAAGAGGAGCAGCAACCAAUCAGCUUAGUGGGUUAGAUGUGCUUUGGGCUAUGCAGAGAGCAUCUGCUGAGAAAAACAGAGCAGCUAUUGCUAGGAGUAAAAAUAAUCAGAAGAGGAAGGAAUCGCUCUCUGCGGGCGGCCAGGGGGAUGAGUACGCUGUCGAUUAUAGCAAUGUCAGGCCUUUGAACAUAAAGAACGAAUGGGGUGAUAAGUUGGACGAGUUGGAGCAGCGUCUUAAGGAACUUUCCGAAACCAGAUGACGGAAUUUUAGGCUCAUCUUUCAAUAUCCCCACUUAUUUUGGGAGGAAAUAAUUUUAUGUUAUGUUUGGUUUCUAAGAAAAUUUAAGAUUCAUUUCUCAUGUUGCCAUUCGCUUUGAAAAACUUAAUUUGUUUUGAUGGAGAGAGAUCUGCAUAAAAAUGGAUCUGGUUAAUGUGAAACAAGUUCCAUUUAAAUGGGUUAUCAUGUUCUGCUAUCUUUCCAUUUA
Messenger RNA from Manihot esculenta (cassava), 794 nucleotides. RefSeq lists its product as uncharacterized. The record is from RefSeq and is a predicted model, not a curated record. Bases 123 to 569 code for a protein of 148 amino acids. The transcript has a single exon. Lineage: Eukaryota; Viridiplantae; Streptophyta; Magnoliopsida; Malpighiales; Euphorbiaceae.